AUGGAACUUGAGAAUAGACUCGUGAAGGUAGAACAGAGCUCUUCGGUGGAUGAACAACCACGGGACCAGUCCAACAAUGCCAGCAGUUCUGCAGAGAAUGAACAAGGUUCUCCAGUGGAUGCUUGCUCCGCUUUCUUAAUCGAGGAGCAUAAGAAAGGUAUUAGUGAAGAGAUAAGGCAGAGGAAUAGGGAGAAGAAACUCCAGCGUGAAUCAGCUGGCCAGGAUAGCUCUUCCUCAGAAUUAUCUCACGAAACAGAGAUUAUUGAAGGUAUUGCGAAUUCUGCUGUGGAUUCGAACACCAUUAGCGAUCGGAGUGCUUCGGAAAAAAUAGGGAAAACUGUAUCCCAAGGAUACGAUCAGAGUGCUUCAGAAAAUUUGGAAGAAAUCGGGAAAACCGUAUCCUUGGGAUACGAUCAGGUGGCUUCAGAAAGUUUGGAAGAAAUUGAGAGCAAAGCUGACUAUCAAGAUAAAUCGGUGGUAGGACCGAGCAUAGUAACCGAAUUCGUACAAGGUUUGUUGGAAGAGCUACUCUCAUCUGACAAUCAACUUCUGAAAGAUGUAAAGUUUUCUUCUCCCAAAACUAUAAUUUCCGGAUCGAUAAGUAUUAAGAGACUUGCCAAUUCAUUCUGCCAAGCAAAUGGUGCAAGAAAUAGAUCGAUCACAACAAAGCGAUCAGAAAUUACAACCUGGCGUUUAUUCUCAGAAAGAUUUGAAAACAAGGUCCUGGAACCUAGGGCUGAAAAUAAGAAACUUGCGGAUAGAACUGCAAAAACACAAAUUUAUUCUGAAAUGAAACCAUACCUUACAGAUAUUUCAGAUGAAUAUUUAUGUGUGAAGGCCUUUAAGGCGAGAAAAUUAACAAGUUAUUUGGGAGGUCACUGGGGUGGUAAGGUGCCUCCGAAUUCAGAAUCUGACUCCAAUUACGACAAAUCUAUGGAGCGAAUCUAUGAUGAACUCACACACAAAGAAGUAGCGAGGUUAGAAGCACUAGAGGCAAUUAAGUCACAGCCUAACAUUGACUUCGUUCUCGAUGAUGAAAAAAUGGACGAUAAACCUGAAGAUAUUAAUAUAUUCGAUGACAUAGACUUUGAUCUCGACGAGGAAAUAAUGGACGAUAAACCUGUCGACUCGAAUUACCCGAUCAACGCUCGAACAGAAGGAGUUUUGACAGGCAUAAUCUGGUCGAAUACCUGCGGAAUAUCUUAG
Rhizophagus irregularis DAOM 181602=DAOM 197198 is the source of this 1206-nucleotide messenger RNA. Lineage: Eukaryota; Fungi; Glomeromycota; Glomeromycetes; Glomerales; Glomeraceae. The record is from RefSeq and is a predicted model, not a curated record.